AUGGCAAGCAUCUCCCUCGACGGCGUGGAUAUAGGGCCUGAUUGUGUCUCUGUUUUCCAGCAACUGAAACUGAAGAAGUCCUACGAGUAUAUCAUCUACAAUAUAAGUGGAGACAAAAAACACAUAGUGGUGGAGAAGACUUCCACGAGUGAGAAACAUGAUGCUUUUAUCGCCGAUUUACCAGAGACAGAAUGCCGGUUUGCUGUCAAAGACUUCCGGUUCGAAAUCGACCCCACAGAAGGUGAAAGGAACAAGAUUCUUCUUAUAGUCUGGUCGCCAGAUAAUGCCCCAAUAAGGAACAAGAUGGUCUUUGCCGCCUCAAAGGGCAAUCUCAAGCGGCGUCUCAAUGGUAUUGCAGCCGAGAUACAAGGCACAGAUUAUUCUGAGAUUGCCUAUGAGACGAUAACUUAG
Molecule: messenger RNA, 411 nt
Organism: Penicillium arizonense
Lineage: Eukaryota; Fungi; Ascomycota; Eurotiomycetes; Eurotiales; Aspergillaceae
Product: actin-binding ADF family protein
Exons: 4
Coding region: 1-411 (136 amino acids)
Biological process (GO): actin filament depolymerization; cell motility; actin filament severing
Cellular component (GO): actin cortical patch; cytoplasm; actin cytoskeleton
Molecular function (GO): actin filament binding
Source: RefSeq, a predicted model, not a curated record